AUGGAGCUCUUGGCGGGAGCUGGGGUGGUGCGCGGGACCGCCGGCGGUGGUGCGGAGCAGGUGGCGCGGGACAGGGCGGGGGCGGCGCUCGCUGGCGGCCCAAGACGGCGGGGGCGGGGGCGGUGCUCGGGGGCGGCCCGGGACGGCGGUGGCGGGGGUGGGGGCGGUGCUCGAAGGCAGCUCGGGACGGCGAGGGUGGGGGCCGCGCUCGCCGGCGGCUUGGGACAGCGGCGAUGGCGCUCGGGGCGGCCCUGGACGGUGGUGGCAGGGGCAAUGCUCGACGGCGGGUCGGCGCUCGACGGCGGGUCGGCGCUCGGCGGCGGCCCAGGACAGGGCGGCGGCGGCGCUCACCGGCGGCCCAGGAUGGCGGGGGUGGUGCUCGGGGGCGACCGGGACGCUGGCGGCGCGGUAGGGAGCGGACUGCAGGAGGUGCGUUGGGGAGCGGGCCAUGGAAGGAUGGAGAGCGAUAACUCAUCAAAUAUACAAGAGCUCUUGAAGAGCGAGUACAAUGCCGGGAUGAGAGAGUGA
Molecule: messenger RNA, 528 nt
Organism: Panicum virgatum (switchgrass)
Lineage: Eukaryota; Viridiplantae; Streptophyta; Magnoliopsida; Poales; Poaceae
Product: rRNA 2'-O-methyltransferase fibrillarin-like
Exons: 2
Coding region: 1-528 (175 amino acids)
Source: RefSeq, a predicted model, not a curated record